Molecule: messenger RNA, 1073 nt
Organism: Hordeum vulgare subsp. vulgare (domesticated barley)
Lineage: Eukaryota; Viridiplantae; Streptophyta; Magnoliopsida; Poales; Poaceae
Product: EEF1A lysine methyltransferase 4
Exons: 9
Coding region: 162-890 (242 amino acids)
Molecular function (GO): S-adenosylmethionine-dependent methyltransferase activity
Source: RefSeq, a predicted model, not a curated record
AAAAGUCCUCACUGGACUCCACCCACUCCCCCCACCCCGCGGAUCCGGAAUCCUCCACGAAAUUAACGAGGCUCCCCUGCCGCCCGGCCGGCGCGCAAGGUCAGCAUCAUCGUCCAUCGAUCGAAGCCAGUGCGCCCCCGCGGCCAGAUCCGAGCGGAGGGAUGACGGGGGCGGCGUCGCAGGCGUACGGGGAGGCGUGGUACUGGGACGAGCGGUACCGCAAGGAGUCAGGGCCCUUCGACUGGUACCAGAAGUACCCCGCCCUCGCGCCGCUGCUCCGCCUCUACGUGCGCCCGCACCAGCGCCUCCUCCUCGUCGGAUGCGGCAACUCCGUUUUUGGUGAAAACAUGGUUCAUGAUGGUUACCAGGAUGUUGUCAACAUUGAUAUAUCGUCUGUGGUGAUUGAACAGAUGAAGAAGAAAUACCAUGAUAAGCCUCAACUAAAGUACACGAAGAUGGAUGUAAGAAACAUGUCAGACUUUGAGUCUGGUUCAUUUGAUGCUGUUAUUGACAAAGGAACACUAGAUUCUAUUAUGUGCGGCCAAAAUUCACAAGAGCAUGCAGCGAAGAUGCUAGGAGAGGUGAACAGAAUCCUCAACGAUAAGGGGGUCUACAUUAUGAUUACUUAUGGGGAUCCAAGUUAUCGAUUGAAUCUUCUGAAGGACCUCCAAUUUUGGACAGUAAAGCUUCACGUCAUAGCAGAUAGGUGGGAGAGAAGUUCCAAAAAGACAUGGGAUCUGACCGAGCCACUGCCUUUACAUGAUGACAGUACAUCAAUUAUCAACCUUCUUGGCCCAAAACCUGAUGUUCACUAUAUUUAUGUCUGUAUAAAGGACAACGACAGUGCAAGAGUGGACUUGAAGACCGAGGUCAAUGAAGCAGACAACUGAUUGCAUAUUAUAACUUUUUGGAUCGUCGUGUAUAACCACUGUAGCGAAUAAUGUAGGGAAUAUAUUUUAUAACUCUUAACUGGUGUCGUUGUUGGCAACAAUUUGGCAAAAUUACAGCUAGGAUGUUGCUUUUCCGAUCAUCGAAUUUGGAAUAGAAACAGAUUUGCUGUUUUCCUGUCUUAA